UGCGUUUUUUUUGCGCUAAUUGCCUGAAUGGCGAAGGCAAAGUGCAAAGUGUGACAGUGCAAGAGAUAAAAAUAGCCAGCGAUCGCGAAAGAGAGAGUGAGAGGUGCAGCGAAGGGUGAGCGGGAGAAUCCGGACUAAAUCUUCGCGAGCUGGAGCCGUGAAUCGCGCUCUGCGAUGUGGUGCGAGCUCUGGACUUGCCGCCGAGCAAUACCACAAACUGGAGCUGGAAGUGCGACUGCAACUGGAAGCGAUAGCCGAACGGGAUCGGGAACGGAAACGGAAACGGAAAGUUGGCGGGAACAGUGGGGCAAGCAGAUGUAGUCGGCAGUUAGAGCACAGCCACCGUUGCAACCGCCAGCGCCAGAUGAUCGAAUGGUGGUGAUCCUCCUACUGUCGCCAUGCACUUGCAGCCGCAGCAGCAGCAGCAGCCACGCCCACGACCACGCCCAUGAUCCCGGCCACGCACCAUCCAAGCACCACCACCAAUACCACCAGUACCACCAACACCAACAACACCACCAAAACAGCCAGCACCAUCAACAACCAGAACAACCACCAUCGGUGGCUAGAAGUGGAGAUUCCCGCAGCAGCAAUGAGUCUUCAUCGGCAUCCACGGGCGACACAGCCAUUCCGGCUGGAUAUCUGCAGUUGCACCACCAGAAACAGAAUCAAAAUCAAAAUCAGAAGGAUCCACAGAAUCGGCAACAUUCGGAUAAUUAUCCCCAUCAACCUAGUCAUAGUUGUAGCACCGCCACAAACACAGCACCACUAUCCGUUUUUGGCCACGGAUGUUGGAUGCCCCAGCAGCCAGCGAACGCCGUGCCGAAGCCACCGCGAUCCCAUGGCCUCCAGUGGUCAUCGAGCGCCUAUCCUGCCACACAUGCCACCAGCCACCAACCGGUCAUCUUUCGCGUCCAAUCGUCACUGCCCAACGGGAGCUUUACUAACGCCACCACCACCACAACCACCACCACUGACUACGUGCGUCACGUGACCCGCGUUAACUUCUACGACAUUGAUACUUCGCAGGUCGAAUUCGAACCCAAAGACGACGAGGAAAGCAACGAGGUCACGGCAAGCAAUUGCGAUACAGAAGCUAUUACCAAAGAAGAGGAGUGGAUAACGAAGCGCAAGACAGAACUAACAACUACCAGACAGAUCGAGACGAGGGUGAAGCGACAGGUGAAGCUGCAGGAUGGCAAAGUGAUCGAGGAUUCGGGGCCGAUUGUCUCCACCAACACCACCGAGGACACCGACAAACAGGAAACGGAAACCACUGAGAAACGCGACCUUGACCUGCCGGAUGACCUCGAUGGCAAUGCCCAGCUGAUCGACGUGGCCGCCCUGCAGGCGGGCGCCAUAAAUGAAACGCAGUUGGCCCAAAUUCAAGAGGUCUUCGGACCGGCCGAUGGAGCCGGAAAGCUGGUCAAGCGCAUGGUUCCGCGUCCGGUGGAUGGACUGGUGCGUCAAACGGACGACAAGAGGGUCAUAUCGCACGAGGAGAUCAAGGACUACCACGAAACGGAGGACGUACAGCAUCACGGCGACUUUACAGAUCAGACCUACGUGAACGCAGUUCGCGACGGAGUCGAGAACCUAGAGGCCGUGCUCUGUUCGCCGGAGAGCCAGCGGCAGUUGGUGCCGCUCGGACCCAAGGUGGUUGCCAACCGGAGCAAGUCGCGAAAGACCAUCGAUUCGGAGGACACACAGAAGCGCUGCCUGGCCCAGGAGGACGGCACCCUGGUCACCGAGAGUCGACGGACCACCGAGCACGAGUUGAUCGUCGACGACGAACUGCCCGACCCGCCUGCCAACGGCGCCUCCGAUGAUCUUGGCCUGCAGCUGCAGGUGGGCGAGCAGGUGACAACGACGGCGGCCAACCAGCGGUUCUUCCGCCAACGGGACGAGCAGCAUGUGGACGUGCUAGCCAACGGUCGGCUCCAAUCCACCGAGAUGCGCUACGCCGCCGAGACCACCCAGAUGGACAAGGACGGUCCCACCGAUCUGGAGCGACCAGGUGACUGGGACAGUCUAUCCGACCGGAUGCGCAAGCUUCGCCGAUCCCAGCAGCAGCAACAGAAGGAGGUGGCUUUGCUGGCGGAUCGCAAGGAUGCGCUCACCAAGCGACCCCUGGACUUUGAUCGCGAGGAGGAGACGCGCAAGGGCGAGACCAUGAAGUGGCUGGAGUCGCACUUUGGCAGCGAGUCCACCGCCUCCAACGAUUCCCGCGACGACGAGGCCGAUGCCGAGGUGGAGCCCACCAAGAAGAGUUACUUCAAUGUGACGAUCAAGUCGCAGAGCCAUGCCCAAUCCCACCUGGCCACCCAGCAGCAUUCGCAUCCGCAGCACAUCUCGCAUGGCCAUCAUCCACAGACUUUGCCCAGAAGCGCCGAGAGGGAACGGGAGCGCGAGAGGGAACGCGAAAGGGAGCGGGAGAGGGAAAGGGAACGGGAGCGGGAUAGGGAUCGCCAUCCCCUGGCCAUGACCGCAUCCGCCUCGCAGGAGCGCAAGGCACCGGCCAAUUCGGCUGGCGGUCGCUCCAAGUACUUCCAGGGCAUCUCGAACUGGUCGGAACGCAAGGAUCCCGGUCCGCCGGUCAAUCACUUCUCGUCGCAGGCCUUUCGCGACGAUCUGCAGGAGACCAUCCGUCGCAAUGGCCUCAAGAAGAAGGUCAGCGGUCCCGGCUCCAGUCAGGGAUCAGCCCUGGCUCAGGAGACGGUGGUCCAGCCCAAGGAUAGCUAUGUCAGCCGCGAGGAUAUACUGCAGCAAAAGCGCCAGAGCCUGUCCUCCCAGUUCCUGGCCCGCUCGAUGCGUGGCUCGCGCGAUGCUCUGGACGACCUGGAGGCCAUACCGGGACCGGGACCAGGUCCAUCCAUGAUAUCACCGCGUGCCGAAGAGCCCUCGCACAAACGGGUGGCCUACGGUCAUCGCGGCAACAAUGGCACCCACAUUAAUGGCCAUGCUUUGAAUGGAGUGGCUCCCACUCUGGUCAAUGGCCGGGGAAAGAGCUAUGAGCCACCAGCUCCUCCGCCGGCCGCAGUUCCUCCACUAGAAUUUGGCGGCGGUGGCAGCCAGCUGGGCCAAAAUCCGCGACCCACUGUCCCGCAGCGACGACGUGCCAUCGAAAAGAAGCUGGGCGAGCACAGCCACACCCACAGCCACAGCCACAGCCACUCAUCCCACACAUCGCAUAGCGCCCAUCUGCCAGUCAAGUCGCAGGCUCCAAUGCCGUCGCAGCUUAACCAAUUGGAGCCUCCUCCGGACUACUCGCCGCCGCCCAGGAGUCGCAGUCGUUCGUCAUCGCCGCAGGUCGAUUACCUGAUGACCAGGGAGAUGCCUGCCAGCACAAUGACGCUCAGCCGGAAGCAGCAGCAGCGCACCCGAUUUGCACCCACAUCCAGUUAUCCGCCGGCAACUGGAGGUACUGGUAACCUCCGGCCACCUGGAGCCACCUCGGUGUCCACUUCGAAUCUAUCGGCCAUGAGCGGCGGCGUCAGUACGUCCAAGUCGAGCCGCAUGGGUCAGGUGAUUGGCAAUUCGCUGCGCAAGCUGGUCAGCAAAAUCCGUUCGGCCAGUGCGGAGCGUAAGUUUCGCAUGAAAUCGGCUGCCAGCAAGUCGCGCGAGCAAUCGCCCAGUCCAGGACAAGAUCCGCGGGGCGUUGGUCCUCCGGUGACCACCUAUCAGCAGUACAAUGUGAUCGAUGGGCAUAUCGGUAGCCACGAUUCCGAGGAUUCCAAUAGCGACAAUCAGCGACGCAGGGAGCGGGAGAGGGAGCGCGAAAGAGAGCGGGAACGGGAACGGGAGCGUGAUCCUCUCAAGCAAGAGUCCCAGUCGCGACAAAAUUUCAAGCGUGCCGAAUCCGCGGAUCCCCAACUGCAGCACCUGGAGCAGGCCAUAAGUCCCAGGCAGCGGUACUACCUGGGCGAAGAUCCCUACUCCAGCACGCUCUAUGGCAAGGAGAAUCACUACGAACGACGACCACGUCAGCGUAACAUGGAGCGCACGGAUGAGCGAAUGGAACGAUUGGAGCGCUUAGAGCGGGAGGAUGACUACUACGAGUCCAGGGCACCACCACCAGUGACGGCUGCGCACACCUUGGGUCGCUACCAGAAGCAUGGCCAGCGCUUCAGUGGCUCCACGCCCAAUCUGCACCAGCAGCAGCAAGAUUACCGCUCGGCUCAGACGUUGCCACGCAAGCUGCACGAGCAGCGCACCCAGAGAUUUGGGAAUGCCAUGGAGAAGCAACCGGCUCCGGGCAGGGGGAGCUACCUUUCUGCUUCCGGACAACAGCAGCAGUCAAGGGGGAUUCCCCAUAAUCAGAAUCAGCAAAAUCAGCAGAAUCCUAACCCAAGCCCGAGCAUCAACGGCAAUCCAAAUCCAAUGCAGGCACAGCAAGGACCGGCCAAGCCGGCUCGCACCUACGCCAAGGUCCUGAACCGCAGCAAGAGCUUCAAUGUGCACGGCAUGAACGGCAGCAACGAUCCUAGUCCCAUUUACAUCGAGAAGCUCACAAGGAACAACUAUCAGCAGCGUCAGGAGCCGAGCUUUGGCUACGGCCUUGGCCAGGGACCCAAUGCCAAUUACAAGUCCAAUCCGCAUCUAUUCUCUGGCAAGGACAACUCGCUGAAAAGCGGCCUCAAGAGUCCAUCGAUUGUGAAUCUCAUCAGUCGUAGUCAGAAGGACCUAACCAAGAUUGCUGGUAACGAUGAGGAUGACGUGGGCUAUCCGGAGCAGGACAAGAAGCAGUUGUAUCUGCGCGGCCUGCACCAGCAGGCGCCAGACCUAUACCGGGUGAUCCAUGGCGACGAAGAUUACGGGUCGCGAAAGUAUCCGCUGCAGGCCAAGUAUUCGCUGGACUCGCGUUCCCCGCCAUCCGUGGAGCUCAACAAGGAUACGGCGAGCAUUGUGCGGCGCAGCAGCGAGGUGGACCACCAGCAGAGCCAUCACCACAACCAGCAGCACCACCAGCACCACAUCCAGAGCCACCAGCAGCAGAACCUAAGGCGUGGUUCGGGUGCCACCAUCAUUGAGCUGCGCCAUCGCAAGUGACCCGUCAUCCCUUCGAAUCGAUCUUCCCAUCUUGAACUAUAUAUUCCGAAAUCGAACAUGCAUAACUGAAAUGUCGAACUGUUUCACAGCUCAAAGUGAAUUAUAAAUAAUUGAACAAAACGUAGAGACUAAAGGCAGGAAUUUAUUUCUCUAAAUCAAAUUAUAUAAAUGCUAUAUAUGCCGUUUUGGAACUGACUUUCGGAUCGACUACAUACAUAUCCAUGAAUCCCCGCCAGGUCAUCCUAAUCCCUAACUAUUUGCUAACAAAUGCUCGGCCGUGGGCUUUAGUUUCAUUUGACAAGCAGCAAAUAUAAAUAUAAGGCCAAUCAACCAAUUGAAUAAAAUAAAUGGGUUAUAAAAGCUGCUAAAGUUGACGGUACAUGGAAGACGAAAUGCAAAUUGAAUUAAAUGUUAAAUAAGUGAACAAAAUCUAUACAUAUGUUAUGUGGAAGCCAAUCCCACUGUCCUGCCACGCCUCUUCCAAUCGUAAUUUGAUAAUACUAUAAUGCCUACGUCUAAUUACAUAAUCUAUUUGAUCAUUUUUGUUUUUUUUUUUUUUACUACUAAUAUUAACGUUUGUUGUAUAGAUACCGUUAAAUGAAUAAACUAACUAAAAUAACUAAUAUUAAUUCGAUAUUAUUGUACAAUUUCGAUUAAUAAACAAAUUGCAAUUAAAAUUUAAAUAAAGUGCCAAAAU
Drosophila melanogaster (fruit fly) is the source of this 5746-nucleotide messenger RNA. It is a transcript of the gene chas, whose product is annotated as chascon. The record is from RefSeq and is marked reviewed. The coding region runs from base 373 to 5049 and encodes 1558 amino acids. NCBI's taxonomy places the organism in Eukaryota, Metazoa, Arthropoda, Insecta, Diptera, Drosophilidae. The transcript is spliced from 8 exons.